Messenger RNA from Sphaerulina musiva SO2202, 3901 nucleotides. RefSeq names its product PS_Dcarbxylase-domain-containing protein. Bases 125 to 3616 code for a protein of 1163 amino acids. Lineage: Eukaryota; Fungi; Ascomycota; Dothideomycetes; Mycosphaerellales; Mycosphaerellaceae. The transcript is spliced from 2 exons. The record is from RefSeq and is a predicted model, not a curated record. Gene Ontology annotation, biological process: phospholipid biosynthetic process. Gene Ontology annotation, molecular function: calcium ion binding; phosphatidylserine decarboxylase activity.
GCUACCCUAGGUCCCUAACCACUUGGCACGACGCAUCACGGCAGACGCAGCCUACCACACGCUGCCGACCCCUACCACUCGCAGCCUGAAACGGCAAGGCUGAUGAGCUGCCACCGCCACCGCCAUGCCUCGCCCGCAUCUCCCGUCAGCUCUCUCCCUCAAGCGCGUCAAGAGCAGCAGCAACACCUCCUCGAGUAAUGCCAACAACAACAUCAACAACAACAAUAACACAUCUGCGCCGACAACCCCUCUAGCGACACGCUCCUCAAGCCCCGGCUACCUCAUGUCCAAUGCGUCACGGCCUCCCGCGAAGCCAAUGGAAGGGGAUCAUAUGGGCAUGGGAUUGCUCCUGCAUGUGCAAGUGCUCAAAGCCCGCAACCUCGCUGCCAAAGACAAGAGUGGUUUCUCUGACCCCUUCCUCGUCUUGACUCUGGGCGAGUCCAAAGAGGCGACGAGUGUGGUGGGCAAGUCGCUGAAUCCCGAAUGGAACCAGACCUUCGAGUUUCCCGUCACAUCGCCCGACUCGGCCCUACUCGAAGCCGUGUGCUGGGACAAGGACCGCUUCAGGAAGGACUACAUGGGCGAAUUUGAUGUGGUGCUGGAGGACAUCUUUGCUGCUGGCAACCUCCAUCCAGAGCCCAAGUGGUUCAAGCUGGAAGGCAGGCGGAAUGGGAGGCGGAAGCAGAAGAAAGACAGCAACAUCUCGGGCGACGUCUUGAUCCGCUUCAAGCUAUCGGACCCCAUCCACACCGCAGCGACGCCGCAGCAGAUCCUACAGAGGUUUUCUGGACUGGUCUCAGACCCGGAGCAAGACGACGAUGAAGAUGACGACGAGGAACUCCUUCGCAGGAUGAAUAGCAGCAACCUGGAUGACCUGGACGAAGAGGACGACGACGACGAGAAGGAGCCUUCCGAUGAGACGGAUGAUGGCGCGAGAACACCAGUGGGCACGUCUUCGGAGGAAAAGCAACGCCACAAGCGUCGGAGAAAGCUCAGACGACUUCGGCGUAAGAAGAAGACGAGCGCAUAUGAGUUUGGCGCCACUUCAGAUGUUGCUGGAGUGCUGUACCUCGAGGUCAACAAAGUCACUGAUCUGCCGCCGGAAAAGAACAUGACCAAAACCACCUUCGAUAUGGAUCCGUUCGUCGUGACCUCGCUGGGCCGCAAGACCUAUCGCACCCGCGUCGUCAGGCACGAUCUGAAUCCUGUCUAUGACGAAAAGCUGGUGUUCCAGGUGCAGAAGAAUGAACAGAACUUCAGCCUCUAUUUCGCUGUGGUGGAUCGUGACAAGUUCUCUGGAAACGACUUUGUAGGCACUGCCAAUUUCCCACUGGAGCGAGCUCGAGAGCUCGCGCCCGAGGCCGAUCCAGACACGGGCCUUUAUAGACUACCUGAUCCCGAGGCAGUAGAGUCAGAGUACCAAAAGCGUAAAAGAUUUCGCAAUCCACUGUCCAGGUCGUCGAGUCGAAAUGAUCUCCCCAAGCUUAACAGCAAAGCCAACUCGUCGACCAAUCUCAACAAACUGGCAAAGUCAUCGAGCAGUAGCAAUUUGACGACUCUGACUUCACUGCCCCAAAACGAGGCAUCUCGACCAUCUCUGCAGCAGCGCACGUCGGAGGUAUCAAUUGGGGAUCGGACGACGAGACCGCCGGCAGUGCGCAUGUCUAGUAGUGGUGCGCUCACAUCUCACGACGACCAAAAUGCUCUCGAUCUUGCCGACGAAGCUGGCUUGCAUGCUUUCGAACUUCCUCUCGAACUCAAGAACAUCCAGCGCUGGGAAGGCAAGCAUCAUCCGGUACUUUAUAUUCGGGCCAAGUACCUACCAUAUCGGGCUCUCCGCCAGCAGUUCUGGCGCGUCCUAUUGCGACAAUACGAUGCCGACGAGAGUGGCAAGAUUGACAAGAUCGAGCUUGUCACGAUGCUUGACACUCUCGGCAGCACGCUCCACAACAAGACCAUCGAUGGCUUCUUUGAACGCUGGGCAGACGUCAAUGGUGAAGAAUAUCUGACCCUGGAUCAGGCCGUCAUCUGCCUGGAGGAACAGCUCAUGAAGAGCCGUGACUCUCUCCCCUAUGCAAGUCAUCGCUCGUCGGCGAACGCGGACCCGUCCACCUCGACCGCGCGCUUCACUACUGUCACCAAUAGUCCCAGCUCGCCCGAGCACAGCCCUGCAGUCGGAACACCCUACCUGGACGCUUCCGACCCUCUCAACUACCGUCCUCGCCAGACCUCGAUUCCCGCUUUGGAGGUCAGUGAUCUCGGUGAUAGCGGUGAGAUGGGUGACUAUAUGGACGGUCUGGAGGAAGAGCUCGGUGGUGACCCCGACUCGAAAGAAGAACAUGUUGUGGAGAUUUCCGAAUGCCCGAUCUGUCACCAACCUCGAAUAUCCAAAGGUCGCAAGACCACUGACGCGGACAUCAUCACACACAUCGCGACAUGCGCCAGCAGUGACUGGCGAGCAGUGAACAACUUGGUUAUGGCUGGCUUUGUGACCAGCUCUCAGGCGCAACGAAAGUGGUACUCCAAAAUCAUCACCAAGGUCUCGUACGGAGGCUACAAACUGGGUGCGAACAGUGCCAACAUUCUGGUCCAGGACCGACUGACGGGACAAAUCAACGAGGAACGGAUGAGCAUCUACGUUCGACUCGGCAUCCGUCUGCUGUACAAAGGUCUAAAGAGCAGAGAGAUGGAGAAGAAGAGAGUGCGAAAGCUCCUUCGCUCCAUGUCGUUCAAGCAAGGUCGUAAGUAUGAUGACCCAGCGUCGGCAUCUCAAAUCACGGGUUUCAUCAACUUCCACCAGCUCGAUAUGAAUGAAGUCAAGCUGCCCACGGAGCAAUUCAAGACAUUCAACGAGUUCUUUUACCGCGAGCUGAAGCCUGGAGCCCGGCCUUGUUCGGCUCCAGACGACCCGAAUGUCAUUGUCAGCCCCGCCGAUUGCCGCUCGGUCGUCUUCAACCGCCUCGAAGAUGCACAACGCAUCUGGGUCAAGGGACGCGAGUUCAGCAUCGAGCGAUUGCUCGGAGAUGCUUACCCACAGGAUGCGAAACGAUAUCAGAAUGGCAGUCUCGGGAUUUUCCGGUUGGCACCCCAGGACUAUCAUCGUUUCCACAUUCCCGUGGAUGGAGUCAUGGGAGAGCCAAAGCUCAUUGAGGGCGAAUAUUACACGGUCAAUCCCAUGGCUAUUCGCUCCGCGCUCGACGUCUAUGGUGAGAACGUGCGCGUUGUUGUGCCGAUCGACUCCGCCUGCCACGGACGAGUCAUGGUCAUUUGUGUGGGCGCCAUGAUGGUCGGCUCCACAGUGAUCACGCGCAAGGCGGGCGAAAAGGUCAGGAGAGCGGAGGAACUCGGAUAUUUCAAGUUUGGAGGGUCGACACUCCUGUUGCUGUUCGAGCCAGGGAAGAUGAGAUUCGAUGAAGACCUCGUCACCAAUGCGAGUGGCGCUCUGGAGACUUUGGUCCGCGUUGGCAUGGCUAUCGGCCGCACCACAGGCCACUCUGCCCACAUGCCGGAUCAACCCAAGGCAAAUCCGACCGAAGAAGAGAAGCAGCGUGCAAAGCAGCGUAUCGAAGGCUCACUGGCACCCAGCUUACGACACCAUGUCUCCACUGCGAUGUAGCAAGUCAAGUGAGCAGCACACAUGACGAAGAGACGAUUGCAUUACGAGAAGGUUGUACGAAUGACGAGAAAGACGACGAAGCAUCCAGCAUACCUGAGUUAUUGGAGGAGGGAACCUAAAAGUACCUGGCACACAGAAGAAGUCCUAGCAUCUAAAGGCAGUCGAAGCACAGAACAUGUGGAUUGAGUGGAAGGAUGGGAGAGUCUCAACAACUUCUCCAAACACAUGGCAGUCUGUAGAAAUGGGCAGCAGACCUACAAUAUGAGAAUGGCAUUUCACAGGAAC